UUCACGUGAAAAGAAAUUUAAAAGAUUAAGGAAAAGCGAGUUAUAUCGCCUUUCCAAGUGUAAAAUUAAAUUGGGCGUGCGUUUGAUAGGGCAUCGAACCAGUGCGGUUUUCAUAUAUGUUUAUAAUCAAAUUGCAUGAAGAAUUUAUUUAAUCAUUGAAAAAUUGUAAGCAAAGGAACGGUGGUGCGCAAACCAGCUUGGUACAUUGUUUUUGGCAUAGACUAUUUUGGAUUUGGUCACGAAGCUUUGACUACUAGUUGCAAAGUAUUUGGAAUUCAGGUCAUACGAGCAGCUGUUAUCAAUUGCAGAAAAGUAAGCAACCGAUAUCGUGGAAAGUGGGAAAGUGGAAAACGUGGAGGAAACUAACCGCCAAAGCAAAAGAAACAAUAGCUCCCGCCGAGAGAAAAUCGGGAAGCAAGCAACAGUCAAAGCAAGUGACAAUUGCACCUCGUUGAUGAUUGGAAGAGCGGACAAGGCAAGGCGACAGCAUCGGCUUUCGGUCGGUAAAGAGUGAAAAACACAUUGCGAAGUUUUAGUGACGCGCAGAAAUCGGAAGACAACGUUUGGGAUCUGCAUAACCACUAUUCAGCGGAGGCAAGUUUUGCCUUUAUUCGUUGUAAAAGCAGUUUGUUUACAGCCAAAAUUCUGCAUCGCAGGCGAUUAAAUAGCAACAUUAGAAGCAAACUAUCGUUAAAAUUUGACUAUAGAUUGGCGUGUAGUUUAUAUAUUGCGUUUCUUGUGAUUUUAUACAACAAGCACCAUGAACGUGGACGACUACGAAUCAUUGCCAACGACCAGCGUGAGCAUCAACAUGACGGCCGGUGCACUUGCGGGCGUGCUGGAACAUUGUGUUAUGUAUCCAUUGGAUUCGGUUAAAACAAGAAUGCAAAGUUUAUCGCCAGUAACUUCCAAAUAUGACAUCAGCACUACCUUCAAGAAUAUGAUCAAAAAAGAGGGUAUUAUGAGACCCAUUCGUGGUGUCUCGGCUGUUGUUGCUGGCGCUGGACCCGCACAUGCGCUGUACUUUGGUUCCUAUGAGAUGACGAAAGAGCUCCUGACUAAGGUCACCACCAACAAUCAUGUCAAUUAUAUGGCCUCUGGUGCUGUGGCGACACUCAUACACGAUGCCGUAUCGAAUCCAACGGAUGUGAUAAAACAACGCAUGCAAAUGUACAAUUCGAAAUAUAGUACAGUUAUUGGCUGUAUGAAAGAUGUGUAUCGCAAUGAGGGCAUCAAAGCUUUCUACAGAUCAUAUUCCACACAACUAGUGAUGAACAUACCAUAUCAGACAUUACAUUUUGCAACAUACGAGUUUUUCCAAAAUACGUUGAAUCAUGAACGGAGAUAUAGUCCCGUGGUUCAUAUGGUUGCCGGUGGUGCGGCAGGUGCUACUGCUGCUGCCUUCACGACGCCUCUGGACGUAGUGAAAACGUUGCUAAACACACAGGAGAACGGUCAUACAAAAGGCAUGAUUGAAGCGAUUCGACAGAUCCAUGGAGUAGCUGGGGUAAAAGGCUUUUUCCGCGGCAUGUUGGCGCGUGUUUUGUACUCAAUGCCCGCCACAGCCAUAUGCUGGUCAACAUAUGAAUUUUUUAAAUUCUAUUUGGCUGGCUCUAAUCACAGUACGUACAAGUCAUCGAUAACUGGCAAAAAUGCAUUGCAGCGACGAGAAGAAACACCUGAGCGCGGCGAAAAAACUGCCUAUGUAUUGCCCGUAACAACCACCGAAACAGAGGAGGUGGCGAAUGCAAAAGCAACAAUAACAACAACAACAACAAUGCCUACAUCACCCAGCAGCGGUACAGGUGGUGGUGCGACAGCUGGCCCAACGCCAGGUGGCGCAACUGCGAUCAAAAGCGUGUGUGAACUGCCCAGUAAUGUGACUACAUCAGCAUUAAAUCUGCACACGAGGCAUACAGAUGUCAAAAGUGCGCGACCAUUCGAACGAGGAUACUCGAGUCCGUAAUUCUAAGUGUGAUCACCAGAUACGAAGCGAGCGUUGGAGAGAGGGGAGCAACACGAGACGAAAAAUAUUGUAAUGUACAAAAAUAAAUUUAAAAAAUCUACAGUAAGCAGAGCUAGGGCCAGCGAUAUGCGUUCAUAGCAGACGACAUCAUCAUUAUUACGUUUGGCCAUGCUGGUGUGUUUCUCGAGGGAAGCCUGGGCGUGUUUUGUAUAGUGGCGAGGUAAGGGCAGGUGGAGGUGUAUAUAACAGCGUCGACGUGGACCGUCACACUGUAGGUCGCCCCAAAAACCUCCCUUCCGUGAAGACAAAGAAUGCUUAGUAAGGAACUUGAUUUUAUGGUGUUUAGAUACCCACCACCUGCCUGUAGCGAUUUUUCUAAAUGCAAACAACCAAGAAAAACAAAUCGGAAGA
Molecule: messenger RNA, 2377 nt
Organism: Rhagoletis pomonella (apple maggot)
Lineage: Eukaryota; Metazoa; Arthropoda; Insecta; Diptera; Tephritidae
Product: mitoferrin-like
Exons: 7
Coding region: 761-1966 (401 amino acids)
Biological process (GO): iron import into the mitochondrion
Cellular component (GO): mitochondrial membrane
Molecular function (GO): ferrous iron transmembrane transporter activity
Source: RefSeq, a predicted model, not a curated record